This is a messenger RNA of Anoplopoma fimbria (sablefish), 2710 nucleotides long. RefSeq names its product Ras association domain family member 9 (gene rassf9). NCBI's taxonomy places the organism in Eukaryota, Metazoa, Chordata, Actinopteri, Perciformes, Anoplopomatidae. Gene Ontology annotation, biological process: signal transduction. The transcript is spliced from 2 exons. The record is from RefSeq and is a predicted model, not a curated record. The coding region runs from base 71 to 1387 and encodes 438 amino acids.
CUGCCAUGCCGGGACUGUAACGCAUUCCCGGAUUGCUGCUCUGUUCUUUCCCCCUCUCGCUCCCCGAGUCAUGGCUCCGUUUGGGAAAAACUUCCUUAAAGCUCGACAGAAGAACAGGACGAAAGAUGCCGAGCCUGUGGAAGGAAAGGAGAUUCAGGUUACAGUCUGCAACGAGGACAAGGUUGUCUGUGGAGUAACGAAGCACACAACAUGUGCAGAUAUGAUUCAGGCGUUACUGGAUGAUCACAAGUCAAUCCCAGAGAGCAAGCGCCUGUUGCACGGGGAUGCCAAAGACUUCUGUCUCGUUGAGCGGUGGAAGGGUUUCGAGAGAGCCUUGCCUCCUCUCACCAGGAUCCUGAGACUCUGGUAUGCCUGGGGUGACCAGAGACCCUUCAUCCAGUUUGUUCUCUUCAAAACCAGCGAUUUUGUGCCUCAGCCCGCCAAGAAUGUUGGAAAGACCAAAGGGGCCAAGCCAAAGCGAUGGGAGCACGGUCGUGCUCAGCACACCCAGCCUGUGCCGGUGGAGAGGCAGAAGCGUAUGGUGAAGAAAGCUUUCCGGAAGCUGGAGAAGCUCCACAAGGAUAGCAAGAGCUCUCUGGGUGCUGACGAGGUCGACCGGAUGGUGCAGCUUAUCCUCAACCAGGACCACACCAUCCGGGAGCAGAUCCAACGCAUAAGGGAGCUGGAUUUGGACAUCGAGGAGUUUGAGCUGCAAGUGCAGAGAGAAGCGGAGCGUGAGAGUACGCCGGCUCAGGCUUGUGGUCAGAGUUUGGGGGCGCACAGUGAGGAGCAGCUGCAGGAGUACCUGUACACCAGCGAUGGAGUCGAACAGCUGGAGCUGCAGGUCCGGAUGCACCAGGAGCUCAUCCUCAAGCUGUCUCGGGACAUUGAUGCCGAGCUGAUGAGGGGUAACUUCCCUCAGAGCCACUAUGAGGACGGUGAACAGGAAGGAGCCGCGGCUGCUUCCUGGAUCCCCUCGGAGACGGACGAAACGCUCUGCGCCGAGGAACUGGAGCGGCUGCAGGAUGAAGUGAAACGCAGCCUCUUCACCGGCGUCUCGCUCCACAACCAAGCUGCAGAAAUAGACAAGCAGCUGAAGUACUACGAAGCCACGCUGGUCUCCAAGGAUCAGGAGUGCUGGAAGCUGGCUGCCCAGCUGAGUUCAUUGCAGAUUGAGGACCGAGAAGAAGAAGAGGAGGAGUCCAGCCUGGUCCCUCUGAAGAGUGAGACUCAGUGCAGCGUCUCACAGACGGUGAAACUCAAACACAGCCUGUCCCCUCUAGACGUUACAGACACAGACUCAGACACUGGGAUUAGCUCCACACACAGUCAGGACUCGCUGUCACCGUGUCUCGACUUCCCUCCCCCGCUGGACACAGACGUUUGAACAACCUGGUUGACCCGGAGAUUCAUUGUUCUGGCUGCACCAGACCCAGUUUGCGCCUGUCAAGUGUUGUCAUUACAUUCGAGUCACAGAGCUGAAUUCCGGCAAACUACAACAUAAGGUCAUUUAAUUAAAACUGAAACAAUUAGUUUAUUGACAGAAAUUAAUGUGAUAAUGGAUCAUGUAUUUCAGGAUUUGUUUAACCAAAAAUUGCCCAAAAAUCUUUGGUUUCAGCUUCACAAGUCAAAUAUGAUAUGGUUUAUGAAUAUCUUAAGAAGUUUUACUGGUAAAAAAAAUAAAUAAAGCAUGAAGAGGAUGUCAUCUUAAACUCUGAAAAAUUAUAAUGGGCAUAUUUUAAAUAAUCAACAGAAUGAUCCAAUAACAGAAAUGAUUUUGCAUUUUUUAAGGUAUUACAAAAACUUAGUGAAGUACCUCCUUUUUUGAUUCAUACAAAAAUGUUAACUUCCAUUUGUUUUCCUUUGUUGUUGUAAAAAGACCAUACAUCACUUUGGAUUGUAAGAUGAAAAUAAUUAUAUAUUCAACUACUUUUUUUUAGUCCAGAUGAAAGAAUAUUUGAGGAAUAUCUUGAAUACCUUUAAAGAAAGCUGCAAAUGUUCUAAGAGGUAUACCGAUACUGAGGUCUGUGACUCAAAUGUAAUGAUAAUACAUGCAAGGCACAAAACUGGAGUCCAUCACUGUGUAAGAUGAUUUAUGAUGAUGAUGAUGAUGAUGAUGAUUUUAUUAAGUGUACAUUUUUUCCUAAAGACUAUUUCCUCAGCACACUCAUGUCUAAGUUGUACCACGCUUACUUACUUUAAAGUGUUUUUUGUUUGUUUCAUUUCUUAAUAAUGGUGAAUGUAUGCUUCUCUUGCCUUAUAAGUUCUCAAGCUAUUUAUGAAGCUGCACUUCUUUGAACACACUUAAGUCUAUUAACAAUGUUGUUUUAUAUUAAAACAGAUAGCUAACUUGUUUUGGAUGUAGAGUUUAAGAUUUGUUAAAAAUGUAACAUUCCUCUCGACCACACUGUAAAUAUGCUGCUGUGACCCCUGUAAAUGAUUGUUCUUAUGACACAGGCACAAUUUGUAAAGACAAUUUGAUAAAAUUACAGAGAAAACCAUAUUUAUUUAUCUUGUAAUCAUAUUUUACGGAUGAGAUUGUAUCAUGGCUGUUUCCCCUCUGAUACAAUAAUCUCCAUCUGAUACAAGGCAUUAUGUUCGGGGGCCAAAACAACACACAAAAUUCUGAGCUGCAUAUGUGUAAAUCAUGCCUCAAAACUAAAGCUAUGAUAAAAUAAAAUGUACAGUUCAACUUUCAUAAUAAACACUA